This is a messenger RNA of Chenopodium quinoa (quinoa), 1386 nucleotides long. RefSeq lists its product as uncharacterized. Bases 1 to 1386 code for a protein of 461 amino acids. The record is from RefSeq and is a predicted model, not a curated record. The transcript has 2 exons. Lineage: Eukaryota; Viridiplantae; Streptophyta; Magnoliopsida; Caryophyllales; Amaranthaceae.
AUGAUGGAUCUGGAUUCCGAGGAUGGGUCAGUUGCUGACGACGAUGAGGAAGAUAAUGCGGAGCACACCGAUGAAGAGGACGACGAGGCCAAUCCAACGGCUCAAAGGUUGAACCAAAUCGAGGCCCAUAAUGCUAAGCUGCUCCGCCUGCUGAAAAGACUGCCAAGAGCGCCAGUCCAAACCGUGACGGAGGAGCCCGAAGGUUUUGCCGCGUCGCCGUUCGUGGAUAAGAUUGCAAUGGCCGACAUCCCCCGAAGGCUAAGCAUCCCCCCUCCAGCAAAGCUUUAUGAUGGAAGCACCUGUCCGUUGGAGCAUGUCACUCACUGCAAGCAGCGGAUGUGGUUCUAUUCGAAGUUCAACAAUAGUUGCAAGGUCGAGAAGCAGACCAGCGAUCUAUAUCGCGUCAUGCAGCGGAAUGGGGAAACAAUCAAGUCCUACUUUGGUCGAUUCAACAAAGAGAUGAUCGGGAUCAAGAACUAUGACGUCCGUAUGGCCAUAGAAGCCUUCAAAAGAGGACUGUUCUUAGAAUCUAAGCUCUACAAAGAAUUUACUAAGUAUCUGUGCAUAACAUUUAAGGAAGUCCGAACAUGGGCCUUGGCUCAGAUACGUUUGGAAGAAGAUCUUGCUACCAGAAAAGGUGUCAAAAGCAAUGACGCGUCCAACAGCGAGAAAGUUGAUAAGAGGACCCCCAAUUCUAAAAAGAAUUGGCGUCGAAAGCCUUACGACAGGCUCGAUCAGGUAAAUAACAUCAAUAACGUUGAUGAUACUGACCAUGUGCAACCAGUUGUUAAUGACAGGUCUGGAAAAUCAGAUGCCGACGCGUACCCCAAAAUAGCAGAAUAUGGCUUCUGUGUCGACAUCGGGGGCGCAGUAAAUGCCCUUCAUUCCCUAGGCGCCGUAGCAAGGUGGUCCGAGAAGAGUGACAAGCCAUUGGAAAGCAAAGAUCAAUCCAAAUGGUGUGAUUAUCACAGCGAUCAAGGCCAUCGCACCAAAGACUGCAACACCUUGAGACAUGAAGUAGCGUUCCUCAUAAAUAAGGGACACCUGAAAGAGUUGAUCGGGAAGGGCAAGAUGUCAAACAAGGAAGCACUCGCUCAACAGCCCUCAAAGGGACCAAACGUCACUAAGGUAGUCAAUGUAAUCUCAGGUGGAUCAGAUAUAUAUGGACUAACAUAUUCUGCAGCGAAGAAAAUAGCAAGGACAGGUACACCCGAGGAGGCUACUCCCAAAGACGUCAUAUCCAGGAAAGACGUCAUAUUCAGGCAAGACAAAGCUCUCGAAGCCAUGACGAUCUCUUUCGAUGACUGCGACCUUGGAGAGUAUCGCGAAGAGCACCAUGAUGGGUUAGUCAUCUAUCUCACAAUAGGCAAUUUCCUGCUCAGAUGA